Onychostoma macrolepis is the source of this 709-nucleotide messenger RNA. Its product is annotated as pterin-4-alpha-carbinolamine dehydratase 2-like. Gene Ontology annotation, molecular function: 4-alpha-hydroxytetrahydrobiopterin dehydratase activity. Gene Ontology annotation, biological process: tetrahydrobiopterin biosynthetic process. The record is from RefSeq and is a predicted model, not a curated record. Bases 322 to 486 code for a protein of 54 amino acids. The transcript is spliced from 4 exons. Lineage: Eukaryota; Metazoa; Chordata; Actinopteri; Cypriniformes; Cyprinidae.
CGAACGCUUUCUUUCGCGGCUGUGCGUGAGUGUGACGUCGGCAGCUGCUCGACCAAUCAGCGGCGUCGCGUCUGGAGGACAAUGCUAACACGUUCUAGUAUUUAGCAGCUAAUCAGAGGAAUUAAAGCUGGUUUUCUCAGAAAGAGAGGCAUGGCGGGUUUAUGAGCUCGUUGCGUUUGAGACGCCGCAGACUGGCUGUCCUCCGCCGAGCGAGAGCAGUUUCUGCUGGAGCUGAGGGCCACUGGAUGGGUGGAGGUCGAGGACCGCGACGCUCUUUACAAGGAGCUGCACUUCAAAACCUUCAACCAGGCGUUCGGCUUCAUGUGCCGAGUGGCUCUGCAAGCAGAGAAGAUGAACCAUCAUCCGGAGUGGUUCAAUGUUUAUAACAAGGUCCAGAUAACUUUAUCUACACAUGACUGUGGAGGACUGUCAAAGAAGGACAUUCGACUGGCCAAAUUCGUUGAUAAGGUGGCACUGUCCCUGUAGAGGCUCUUCCUUCUGGAACAUACAUUCAUUUUCAAUAUGUCAAAUCUUUUGUAUUGUAUUCCAAAAAAGGGAAAUAGUUAAUUUGUUAAUUCACACAUGUUGUGUUUAAAAUCAUUUUUCUUAUUCGGAUCUACGUGAUUCUGAUAAAUGCAUAUUAAACAGAUGUUGGAAUACUGUUAGUAGAUACAUGUCAUAUUCAUUAAAUAUCUGAUGCAAUUUUAAA